Messenger RNA from Daldinia caldariorum, 2200 nucleotides. Its product is annotated as FAD/NAD(P)-binding domain-containing protein. The record is from RefSeq and is a predicted model, not a curated record. The transcript is spliced from 3 exons. Gene Ontology annotation, molecular function: oxidoreductase activity. Lineage: Eukaryota; Fungi; Ascomycota; Sordariomycetes; Xylariales; Hypoxylaceae. Bases 502 to 2082 code for a protein of 526 amino acids.
AUAGUAUGGAAGGUACCUAUAUGUAAGUUGCGAUCGCAGUUGCAGUUGCAUUUUGCAUUUGCAUUUGCAUGUGAGGCUAAGUCCGUGUAGUACUUGCCAUACAUGUAUGCAGUUUCCCCCUGUACCGUCAUUGUCAUUUUCACUGUCAUUGUCAUUGUCACUAUCAUUGUUACAUAAUACAUUGUACAUAUAUCUUUCUUCCUUCAUUUGUUCGUUCAGAAACUUUUCCAUUCCAUUCGCGUUAAUCGCGUUUUCUUGUUUGCAACCAUCACUUUGCCGAUCUGGUAUGACUAUCGAAACUUGGACCACGCUGUGUGGUCGCCUACGGAGUCUACCUGCAUAGUUAGCUUCCUUCUAUUCCUCGGAGUAUUUCCUCAUGCUCUAUCACAUGCUUCAUUCUUGAAUCUCGCUUUCUUCCAUAAUAUAUCUUUUAUGAAUAUUUUAUUGUCUAAACUCUUAGCAACUCCUCAGCUUUCGUACUCUUUUAUCUUGUAGAAAUCGAUGACAUCGUCGACUAACUGGGUGCCCAGGAAGAAGGUCGCCAUCGUUGGCAGCGGUUCUGCUGGCAUUGGUGCUCUAUGGGCAUUGAAUCGCACUCAUCAUGACGUCUAUCUUUACGAGGCGGCUGACCGCCUGGGUGGCCAUACCAAUACGGUAGAAUGGAAGAAGGGCAAAUUCACCACCUCGGUCGACACCGGCUUCAUCGUUCUUAAUACUGCAACAUACCCAAACUUCAUUAAUUUCCUCAAUCAUGUCAACGUCAAGACCGUGCCCACUCAGAUGACCUUUGGCGUUUCGAGGGAUCGUGGGAAAUUUGAGUGGGCAGGGACGAGUUUGGGCUCCCUAUUCUGUCAGAGGAGGAACCUUUUCUCCCCAAGGAUGUGGAGGCUUCUUUUCGAUAUCAUCCGGUUCAAUAAAUUUGCUCUUGAUUUGUUGAAAGAGGACGAUGAGGAUGCCUAUCUCAACCCCGAAGCCUCAGCUACACCCCUAGAAACCAUCGGCCAGUAUCUGGAGAGAGAAGGGUACUCUGAAACUUUUCGCAAUGACUACCUAAUUCCUAUGACGGCUGCAGUAUGGAGUACGAGUCCGGAUAAGUGCACCUUGGAGUUUCCGGCUGUAACACUUGUGCGCUUCAUGUGGAAUCAUCAUCUUCUAAGUACAGUUGCGACAAGGCCCGACUGGCUUACGCUCGCGGACGGCGCGAAGUCAUACGUCAAUGCAGUUAUGAGAGGAUUCCCGCCGAACCAUAUGUUCCUCAAAACUCCAGUUAAGCAUGUCAGCAACGAUAAAAACGGACGUGUCAGGCUACACUUGGAAAACGACAAGACGGAGGUAUAUGAUCACGUCAUAUUAGCCACGCAUGGGGACCAAGCAUACCAGAUCAUUAGGCCUUCGGCUACAGCCGAGGAGCGGGCCAUCAUGUCCUCAUUUGAAACCUCUGAAAAUACCUGCGUUCUCCACUCGGAUCUUUCGCACAUGCCGAGACGUCAGAGUUCCUGGUGCGCUUGGAAUUGUCUCACGAUGUCAUCGCCGUGGACGGGGAAGGGCAUUGGCCAAGUAUCGCUGACUUAUAAUAUGAACAUUCUACAGCAUAUUCCGAGGCAGCCUUUUGGCGACGUCCUGGUGACAUUGAAUCCUAUCCAGGAACCGAAACCUGAGACGGUACAAGGUCGAUAUUCAUACUCACAUCCGCUGUAUAAUGCAGCAGCAAUUCGGGCACAACAAGCCCUACCGUUGAUACAGAACACAAGAGGGAUUAGCUACGCGGGCGCAUGGACGAAGUACGGUUUCCACGAAGACGGGUUUAGCAGCGGGCUGUACGUAGCCCAGGCUCAUCUCGGUGCCAGAUUGCCCUUCCACUUUAUAGAUUCGACAUAUAGUCGCGGAAGGCAACCGAAAUUGGGAAUCCUAGACCUGCUUACGAGGGUUGUGAUCUUAUUGAUUCAAGUAUUUGUCAUAGAGUUGCUAGAGCGGGUAUUCGGCAGGUCCAAGAAGAGAGUAUCGAAACGAUUGAAAGACGUAGGAAACGGAACGGUAAAAGCGCCUAGAAUUAGAUUGGUAAAUGGGAAAUUGGUGGCAUAGGUUAGGUGAGCUUUAGGUUAAAUAGAGUUUUUUUUUUUUUUUUUUUUAUGAAUUAGGUACCUCCUAGUUAAGAUGAUUAUUGUAUGGCAUGGCACCCUGGGCAUCGCAGAGUUGCUAU